AUGAGGAAAUCGACGACUCCGAUUCUCCUCCUCCUCCUCUUCCUCCUCCCAGUCAUCCUCCACCACCGCCCCGCCGCCGCGCUCAUCGCCGACGAGCUCGACGCCGCGAUGACCUCCCUCCGAUCGCACGGCUACAACCUCCUCCCCAACGCCGUCGCCACCACGGAUCUCCGAUUCCGCCUCCUCUCCUCCAACUCCUCCCCCGCUUUCACGCUCUUCGCGCCCCCUGACCGCUUCCUCUACUCUCUCGACAUCUCCGCCGCCGCGCCCCGCUACGUCCGCUCCCUCCUCCGCCACAUCUCCCCCGCUCUGCUCCCGGCCAACUCCCUCCGCGGCCGGGGCGAUUCCUACAUCGACACUCUCCUCCCCGGGCACCGCCUCUUGAUAAUCGGCGGCUGCUGUUCCCCGCUCAUCCUCAGAAACGGCACCGUCGUGGACCAGUCGGUGUUGUCCGUGGACGGCGUCCGCGUCUCGGAUCCGGAUCUUUACGUCGGGUCGACCGUCGCCGCGCACGGACUCGCCGGGAUUCUCGGCGGAUCGGACGAAGAUGACCUGAAUUUCGAGGAGCUUGAUGACGGGGAAGGUUCUGGUUAUGGCGACGAUGGAUUCUUCUGGUAUCCGAGCUCUGCUUGGCCGUCGGCGGGAAACUACGGUGUGGAAAAUCGAUCGGCGGCGGCAGGGAUUGACGGUGUUGAACAUGGAAGAUUCUCGAAGCUCAUCCGACGAGACGCAGAGCAUCCUGAGCAGCAUCCAGAUUUCCCCAACCACUGCCACAUCUGUCAACCUUCCCCGUUGUCCUAUGCCAUUGACCCCCCAGUCGCCGCCACUACGGCUGCGAUCGAAGAGCUCCAAAAGACGACAAGCAAGCCUCAGGUCCGCCUGCCGAUUUGCUGGUCGGUGGUCGCGCCGCAAACAUCCCCACAUCGGCGCCAAUUUGCUGUUUGGAUGUUCUUGGUUAAGAGUCGAGAAGAAGUGAGGGAAUCUGAUGGGUCAGGUGGAAUAUCGGGGAAGGGGGUCAGAUGCGAAUUGCGAUAG
Linum tenue is the source of this 1035-nucleotide messenger RNA. Lineage: Eukaryota; Viridiplantae; Streptophyta; Magnoliopsida; Malpighiales; Linaceae. The record is from the annotation of a GenBank genome assembly.